This is a messenger RNA of Zingiber officinale, 1565 nucleotides long. RefSeq names its product tetra-peptide repeat homeobox protein 1-like. The transcript is spliced from 3 exons. The coding region runs from base 83 to 691 and encodes 202 amino acids. The record is from RefSeq and is a predicted model, not a curated record. Lineage: Eukaryota; Viridiplantae; Streptophyta; Magnoliopsida; Zingiberales; Zingiberaceae.
UUUCCCUCUCUCGAUCACCCUCUGCUUCUCUCGCCUCCCCGCUGUUCCCUCUCUCCAUCAAGCACCGCCACCCCUCCUCCGCAUGGAUCGGCCUGUCAAGCGGCGAAAGACCUCAGCAGCGGCCGCUUCCGCCUCUGCUGAGGCCGCUGCCGCCUCUUCUAAGGCCGCGGCCGCCUCCGCUAAGGCCGCUGCCGCAUCAGACGGCGAUGUCAACUCGGAUGACGAACAAGUUGCGGACGCCGUCCCCGUUCCAGUCGCCAACCCCGAAGCCGUCCCCGACGCCGUCACCGUCACCGUCACCGUCCCCGUCCCCGUCCCCGUCCCCGUCCCUAAAGCCGUCCCCAUCCCCGACCUCAAUGUUCCGGUCCCCGUUCCCGACCCCGUCCCCGUCCCCGUUCCAGUCGCCGUCCCCAUCCCCGACCUCAAUGCCCCGGUCCCCGUUCCCGACGACGUACCCGUCCCCGUUCCAGUCGCCGCCCCCGCUGUCCCGGUUCCCGUUCCCGUUCCCGACGCCGUCGCCGUCCCCGUUCCAGUCGCCGUCCCCGCAGCUCACCCCGCGUCCCCGGCUGUAGAGAUUCAGUACACGUACGACGAAGCAGGGAGACUCACGGCCGUCCAAUACAUAACAAGGCCCAAUGUCUAUCUACAGAGCUUGAGGUUUGGCACUGGCAGUGGAGAAAAGAGAGGGUAGACUCGUUGGCUUGACUGGUGCGAUAAUUCUUGAUUUUUUUUCCUUGAGGACUUGUUGGCUUCACUGGUGCGAUGUAUUCUUGAUUUUUUUUUUUUUUUUCUUGACUUACUUGUUGGCUUCACUGGUGCGACCUAUUCUUGACUAGACAUAGACAUGACAAUACAAUACAAUACAUCAAUGAACUUUUUUGCCAUAGGUAUUAAAGUAGUUUAAUUUGUGUCGAGCUCAAGUCUGACAUAAAGUGGCUCGUAGUCUUAUUUUACUCUCAGUUCCACGAGCCCUAAUUCGCCGCCUGCCCUAAACCCCGCUGGCCGAAGCGCGUCAUGAUCGCCGCCGCCGCUGGCAGGUCGAUCCUCCGCUCGCCUUGCCUCAGGGGUGCUGCCUCGAGAUCCGGAUCAGUGCGGCCUUCCCUGUUUCGCUCCGUCCCAAAGCAGAGGCAUCCGUCUGCGGCCGUUCGCUUCCACAGGUCCCCCGUCGAGGCGAGCUCUGUGUGGAAUCGAUGUUGCCGAUGCACAAUGCCACGGCUUCUGCGUUGAUGACGUCGAUGCUCACGAUUUCGCGAAGAUGGAUGAGUUGUAGAUUCGGAUUUUCGAGGGGCAAUGCACGGGUGCAGAUCUUUAAUUUAGAUUGCUGUUGGAGAUGGAUUGCAAUACUCGUGACCAUAUUUUUCGCUUCAUUUCUUCUCGACCUUCUUGUAGCUUGACAGUAAACUGUCUAAUAAUUUACAACUUGUCAAGAUGUAGCAUUUAUGAAUUCUUGUCCGGAAUCUAUAUAACUUGUGCUCAAGGCAAUGUGAGAAUUUAUGUGCCCACCUAUUUAUCUUUUCUGUCAAAACAAGUCUGUUCUCCUAAAGUUACAGAAAACGUUUCGUCCA